AUGACCAAGACUGAAGUCCAGGCAGGCAGCAAUGCCACUCCUGACUACAGGGCCAUCGUGGCUGCGUGGACUCCGGAAGAGCGAAUGGAGAAAGAGAAGAAGUUCCUCAGGAAAAUUGACACCAGACUUCUCCCAAUUCUUAUCGUGAUGUACAUCAUGAAUUACAUCGACCGAAACGCCCUUCCGCAAGCACGAAUUCAAGGCAUCGAACAGGAUCUGGGACUUAAAGGAGUUGAGUAUAACAUUGUCCUUAUUCCAUCAAACAUGAUUCUCGGAAAAUUGCGACCUAGUAUUUAUCUUUCAGCUUGCAUGGUAGCAUGGGGAGUCGUCAGCGGUGCUACGGCGGCAUCUCAUAACUUUGGCGGUCUUGCGGCGACACGAUUCUUCCUUGGCAUUACAGAGGCCCCCUUUUUCCCAGGUGUAGCCUUCCUCUUUUCUGGCUGGUAUACGAGAAAGGAACUGGGUCUACGUCUCGGAAUCUUCUUUUGCGCGGCGAUGCUUUCUGGUGCCUUUGGGGGCCUCUUUGCUGCUGGUAUAGCUGCAGCCUUCGAAAACAACCGACUGCCCAGCUGGCGAUGGCUGUUCAUAAUCGAAGGUGCAGCUACUGUUCUUUUUGCUGUCGUCACUGGCUUUGUCAUCCCAGACUGGCCAGCCACCACCAAGUGGUUGACCGAGGAAGAGAAGGCGCUGGGAGUUGUGCGACUGAUUGAGGAUGCUGGAGAGGAAGAGGAGGACAUCAACAACUGGACCGCCUUUAAGCUCGCUGCUAAGGACUACAGAGUCUGGCUUUGUAUCCUUGGACAGCUUUGCGUUCAAGCCGUUGCUUCUCUGACCAACUUCCUGCCGACAUUGGUCAACAGCUUUGGCUAUUCCAAGAUCAACACCCUGCUUCUUACAGCCCCGCCAUAUCUUUUCACUGCUCUUUUCUGUCUGUUCAACACCUGGUACUCUGAUCGCACCUCGAAGCGAAGCCCCCAUAUGAUUUACCCUAGUUUCGUCGCCAUUGCGGGCAUUGUCAUUACGAUGGCUACAACAAACAACGGACCCCGAUACUUCGCACUGUUUCUGAUGCUUCCUGGAACCUACGGCUGUUUUCAGAUUUCCAACGCAUGGAUGGCAAAUAUCGGAGCUCGUCCUCAGAAAAAACGAGCCAUAAGUCUCGCCAUGAACAAUUCCUUUGGAAAUGUAGCUCUAGUUUGGACACCUUACCUCUACCCUGCAUCUGAUGGCCCGCGAUACAUGACUGCCUGGUCGGUAAAUCUCGCUCUAACCGUUGUCACUGUAUUGAGCUCGGCGGCCCUCAGCUACUGCCUGCGCAGGGAUAACAAGAAGAUCGAGGAGCUUCAUGAGACGAUCACUAUCGAGGCGGGCUUAGGAGAGAAGGAUUCGAGCCACCACAUUGAGCAGAACGAUGCCAAUGCGACGGUUACAAGGCGGGCCAAUGCUGGAACCAAGUACGAUAUUUAG
Molecule: messenger RNA, 1467 nt
Organism: Clonostachys rhizophaga
Lineage: Eukaryota; Fungi; Ascomycota; Sordariomycetes; Hypocreales; Bionectriaceae
Source: the annotation of a GenBank genome assembly